GACAACGAGAAACCAAAAACAAACACUCAAUAAAAAACGAAUUCCUCUUUUCUCCCAGAAAAAAAAUACAAAAAUACAAAAAAAAAAAUAGAGAAACGCUAACAAUGGUGGCGGUUGAUUAUAACGAGAAGAGCAGUGGAAGCAGUCUCAAGUUUCUAUGCAGUUACGGCGGCAGAAUCCUCCCUCGUUAUACCGACGGAAAGCUCCGUUACGUCGGAGGUCAUACCAGAGUCCUCUCCGUCGAUCGUUCUCUCUCUUUCCAAGAGCUGAUGAAGAAACUGUUUGAGUUCUGCGGAUACUCCGUUGAUCUGAGAUGUCAAUUACCCAACGGCGAUCUGGAGACUCUAAUCUCCGUCAAAUCAGAGGAGGAUCUAGCGAUCAUCGUCGAGGAGUACGAUCGCGUCUCCGGAGCCAAGAUCCGAGCCGUUCUUUCUCCUCCGAGGUCGCAUAGACACGAAUCUCCGUCGUCCUCUAGCGGAGAUCGAUCUCCGAACUCGACGUUCUCCGUCACGCCUUCCCCGCCGAACUCGCCUUCGCCGGCGUACGGAAGAUAUCUGCAAUCUCGGUAUUGUCUACCUCCCACGGAUUUUGCUAGAAGAUUUAAUCAUCGAUCAGUGGAAUCUCAUUGCUGGGCAUGUCGUGAACACAAAGACUCUAGGCUCAUCUAUCACUGACGGUGAUUUAGAAAUUCGAAUACACGCCAUACAUACGAGGACGAUGACGACGAAAAGACAAAAUUACACGUUAGAAAAUGGAAAAUUAAGAAAUUGGGAUUAAAGUUUGGGUUUUUUUAAACGAUGUGUUGGUUUGUGAAGAAAAGAAUUAAAUUUUUGUUCAUAACUACGGUCAGAGAGAUGACCGGUGGAGUAAUUAUCGUAGUAGUCGGAGAAGAAGACGGAAUGUUCAUACUCGGCGUUAGUUGCCGUUACCAGCCGUUAGAGUUACCAUUAUGACGUGUUCGCACGUAUGGCGUUUUUUUGUAAUACGUGAUACGUGGCGAAUACUGAGAGACUGUCUGGAGUCAAUGUCAGAGAUGUAACACGUGUAUAGGCUAGUGGGUUCGUUACGUCAACACGUGUCAGCCAUCCGCACUCUGGAUUUAUUUUUUACAAGACGAGGUUCUUUUUUGUUUUGUGGCUUCGUUGAUAAU
Molecule: messenger RNA, 1150 nt
Organism: Eutrema salsugineum
Lineage: Eukaryota; Viridiplantae; Streptophyta; Magnoliopsida; Brassicales; Brassicaceae
Exons: 2
Coding region: 105-674 (189 amino acids)
Molecular function (GO): protein binding
Source: RefSeq, a predicted model, not a curated record